This is a messenger RNA of Dreissena polymorpha, 3243 nucleotides long. RefSeq lists its product as uncharacterized. Gene Ontology annotation, cellular component: external side of plasma membrane. The transcript has 7 exons. Gene Ontology annotation, biological process: positive regulation of T cell proliferation; T cell costimulation; negative regulation of T cell proliferation. The coding region runs from base 343 to 1263 and encodes 306 amino acids. Lineage: Eukaryota; Metazoa; Mollusca; Bivalvia; Myida; Dreissenidae. The record is from RefSeq and is a predicted model, not a curated record.
GAGACGGUAUGGUCGAUUGGUAGGCUUUAUAUCGGAAAAACGCGCCUCGAGUCGAUGUACUUUGCAAUGGUCACAGUUUACUUCUACAGUUGUAUACGUUAAGAUUAUUGUCUGUGAACGACUGACCUUUUAUAGCAGAGCUCUUAAUUUAUACGCCAUUUGGGAACAAUCGAAGUGUCCAAUUGCUAUUGUGGUUUGAUCGGAUUUAAAUAUAUCCAAUUCAAAUAUUACCUGAAGUUAAUUUACUGAGCUUGCUAAUUUAUUUUCAAUUGACUGUAAACGUAUAUGUGCAACACGGAUACUAAUUGUAGAAAUUAAGACAUUAUUAAAUAAUUGUGCAACAUGGAAUUCCGCAAUUAUUUCAUAUCGGAAUUGAUUUUAUUGGUGGCAUUAUUUGCGCUGUGCAGAGCCGCCCUCAGGACCCCGCCAGGCGGUGAUUAUCAGAUGGGACACCGGGUAGAGAUGCCUUGCGUGUAUGACCACGUUACAGGCGACAAUAUGAUCCUCAUGCGCUGGAAGAAAGGUGACGUCAUCCUGACGACAAUGCUCGAGAGCAGCACGGUUACGGAAUGGUCCAGCCAAGCGCCCGAGAAUUUCAAGAAUCACGUAAAGCUAGACUUUAGUCGGGUCCAGGGCAAGAGCUACACGUUCACUAUGACCAUUGACGGUCUGAAGUGUACGGAUGUUGGGCAGUACAGCUGCGUGGUAGUCACUAUGAACAGUGCCAAUGAGUUGUCAGCAUCAAUGGCUAUUGGCAUUAUUGUUUCCCCAGGGAUACCCGAAAGCAACGAGGAUUAUUUUGAUGCCAAAGAAAACGUGACCUUCAAUAUACGUUGCUCUGGCAACGUAGGAAUGCCCCCACACACCAUCAACUGGAAAUACUCCCAGAAAGAUACCGACGUCUGGAAUCUCGUUGACCCAGCCCUUGUGAGUCAGUCCAACACCCUGGGACAGGGAGACCACUGUUGGUAUCACGGGGAGAGCAAGGUCACGGUGACCAUGUCCGAGGCCCUUGACGGAGCCCGCUACAUGUGUCUGAUAGGGGACGUAGUGGACGACACUCAUAAAAACUACGAUCAGAUCCAACUGGCACUACAAGGAAAGACUACAACGAGUUCUACUCCAUUGCCGACGUCGUCAACGUUAAAACCGCAGCCAUCUGUCGACGAUGGAAGCAAUGCUGGUGUCAGACCUGCUCCGAUUCAUUUACUUUUAUUAGCGUUUGCUCUAGCAAUUGUGAACAAUUUGACACAAUAUUUAUAAUCAGGUUAGAAAAAGUACAUCGUCUAGAACUUAACAAAUUGGACGAAAUUCUGACGCAAGUUACCACGAGAAUGGACGACUGUAGUCGAAAGGAGAUAAUGUGCAAGCAAAUAAGCAGCUUUGAACGUUGAAAACAUUGUUAUAACAUGAGAAAACUAUUAAAGUAAGGAUUCAUGACAUUAUUUCCAGUAAGACAAUUUUAAAUAUGAAUAACAAGUUAUGAGUUAUAACAUAAGUUUGUGGGAAAUGUGUGCCAUAAUGCACUAUAAUAGUGGGCCAUAAUGACAUUUUUAAAUAAAAUAACUUUGUGAGAGUAAUAAUUCAAACAAUAACAAUACACGGCAACUGGUAAUAAAUACACUUAUCAAUUCUAAACAAUAAAUAAUGUAGAGGUCAAGCUGGUUGGUCUCGAAAGAAGUAGCUAAUGCUCUUAGUGAAUGUAUUCGAUCGAGAUGUUCAUGAUGACAUUUUCCUUUUCUUAAGACAUUUACUGACGAGCCGAAACUCUUCGACACGUUAGUUUGUGUUUAUUUGAAAUUCUAUAAAAAAAAUUACAUCCCUUCAAUGAGAAUACAAAACAAAGACACAAUGCCAUUUGAAAUUAAUGAUGUAAAAUUGACAUUAAAUACAAGGGUUAGUCAGUUCAGUUAAUGUUUUAGUAACUUGUAAGUUUGUAAUGUUCAUUAUACAUGUACAUGCCUUAUAUUGUGUAUAUUUUGUAUAAAACUCAUCAUUCAGUACACAGUUCAAAUUCAUUUUCAAUAUCAUCGGAAUCACCAUCUUCAUAUUCAUCAUCAGCAGUGAUAUAGUCAUCAUGAACAAACAGAUAUUUUGCCUUGUUUACUUAUUGUCACUGAAUGUUUUGUACUGCCUACACCAUCAUCAUUAUCAUCAUCAUCAUCAUAAAUCACGGAUAGCAACCAGCAUUGACAGCAUCAGAAACACCACUUUCAUCGUCAGCAUUUCAAUUUUCGCUCAAUUAUUACAGAUAUUGCCUUAUGCCUGCCAAUUAUCUUUGUCAUGAUUGAUAAACCUCUGUCAAAUGAUGGUGAAUUUAAGUCAUAUGAUUUGUUAAUAUAGGUAACAUCGUAUGCAAGUUAAAGUCACAUGGUUUGCGGAUGUAGGUUACAUGAUUAAAGGUUGAAUGUUGCACAAUAUUGUUUAGCAAAUGUAGCCAAGUCACGAGUCUUGAAUAAUUGUCAUUUCGACAUCAUUAGACGACUAUAUGGAUUUUUACAUUGGGUGUCUGAGACAAACUAGCGUAAGUUAGGUGUUAAGCAAAGCUUAAUUCUAGCCAUAGAUGAUUUAUUGUAAAUAUUUGUAAUUUUUGUUUGUUUGUUAUGGGAUUUUACAUUGAAUUGAUUAUUUAUAUGUUACAUUUGUAAGCUGCAAAUUCCAUUCAAUAACAAGCUGUAUUUGUAAGGAAUAUUUAUGCUUUUUUCGUUUUUAUAUGUGUUUUAAGUGCAUUGAAAACUCCGAUAAGCUUUUCGGAAAUCAUUGUUUUAAUUCCCUGCUGGAAUGUAUAAAGCAUUAAUAUUUACCAGUGUAUAUGAUGCGAUUGGUAUGUUGUAACAAUAAUCGCUCAUGACAUUUACUGACUGUGAAUAUUAAUUUGUGUCUCGUGCCUUUUUCUCACUCAAAUCCACCCCGAAUCCUUUUUUGAUGUACUUGCAAAGGAAUAUAAAAUUAUUUAUCACUUGCCAACAUUCAAUAAGGCGUUUGGAAAUUCGCAAUCAUUACACUCUGUUUGUUUAUAGGACUACAAAUCUAACAUAUUUAUGGAAUGCCUGUAAUGUUACUAUAAUUUCAAAUGUUUUUGUGUGCUAAGUGUUUUCAUGUUCACCAUUGUGCUUGUUUACUGUGCUUAAAUUGUUUGCAUGCUCAGCAAUAACGGCCGUUUCGUAAAGGUCUUAAACGUAUGGAUAUUGUAUUAAGUACUUGCUACGUAUAAAAUGUACGGAUAAAUAAAAGUGAAAUUUC